AUGUAUGUUACGAAAAUUGCACUUUUCUUGUGCGUACUGAGCGCCAUUUUGACUAAAGUGCCUUUAACACCUGAGUAUAUUUUUCCUCUAAUCAGUAUCUACGAAAACUUAAACCUUAUAACCGUACUACGCUUUCAGUUGGCUGUAACUUCCACUACAGAAGCCAUAACUUCGGUUGCUCGCAUUCAAAAAUUUCUUCUUUCAGGACACAAAAAAGCUCCUUUAAAACAUCCAUCAAAAAGCACUGACACUUGCAGUCCAAAGUCAUACCAAAGUUCUGAACCAACUGUUUUUGGAAUUCAUCUUAACAACGUCGACGUGACUUUCGAUACCUCCACCGUGUUGAAAAAUGUCACCUUUUCAGCUCUUCCUGGAGAUUUAGUUGGAUUAUCAGGAAAAUCAGGAAGCGGGAAGUCAAUAGUCUUGCAAGUCAUCCUCGAGGAAAUUAAAGCAAAAGGCUCGAUUGCCGUCGGCGGAAAAAUUUCGUACGCGUCCCAAGAAGCUUGGAUUUUUUCCGCAAGCAUUAAACAAAACAUUCUUUUCGGGGAAGAAGAAGACGAGAAGAAAUAUCUCAGAGUGAUUCGAGCGUGUGCUUUGGAACGCGAUUUGUCUCUUUUCGCUAACGGUGACCAAACUCUCGUCGGUGAACGAGGGGUGAUGUUGAGCGGAGGCCAAAAAUCGAGGAUAAAUUUAGCCAGAGCUGUGUAUCGAGAUGCUGAUAUUUAUUUAUUAGACGAUCCCCUAGCUGCUGUUGAUGCCAGUGUGGCGCAACACAUCUUCAAUGAGUGUAUUUUGGGGUACUUGAAAGACAAGUGCGUAGUUCUGGUGACCCAUCACUUGAAGUACUUGAGGAACGUCAAAAAACGAUAUAUUAUAAAUAAAGGAAAAGUGGUCGAGGAAGCUUCGAGUGAAAAUGAUUUCAUGGAGUCUGAUGAAGCAAUCCAAGAAGACUUCAUCAAAUCUCACAAUUUACCUCCCGAAAUUCAUGAAAGUGCCACAACCAAAUAUAGCACACAACAAAUUUACAAAAAGUAUUGGUGUUCUGGAAACCACUGGAUCCUACCAUGUUUGAUAUUCGCUCUACUUUUAUUAACUCAUUCCUUAAAUAGCUUCAUCGAUAUGUUUAUUGUUUUUCCAAUCAUUUCAAACAAAACAAAGUCUUUCUAUUUCUUCAGCUUGACGUUAGAACACUUCUUAUAUGUUUACGCUUCUCUGAUUGUCCUUCUCUUCUUUCUUAAUCACACUUUGUCUAUGAUAUUUAUGAAACAUUGCAUGUCUAUUUCAAAAACUUUACACAAUACGUUGUUAGACAAAAUUUUGGCCGUUCCGAUAAAAUUCUUCAACGAGCAUCCUUCCGAUCAGCCUUCGACGCACUUGGAAUAG
This is a messenger RNA of Zophobas morio, 1383 nucleotides long. Its product is annotated as ATP-binding cassette sub-family C member 4-like. The transcript is spliced from 2 exons. Gene Ontology annotation, molecular function: ATP binding; ATPase-coupled transmembrane transporter activity; ATP hydrolysis activity. Bases 1 to 1383 code for a protein of 460 amino acids. Gene Ontology annotation, biological process: transmembrane transport. Gene Ontology annotation, cellular component: membrane. The record is from RefSeq and is a predicted model, not a curated record. NCBI's taxonomy places the organism in Eukaryota, Metazoa, Arthropoda, Insecta, Coleoptera, Tenebrionidae.